CUCGCUGUUAGAUUUGUUUGGCAACAACACUGCAACGUUACCUCUUGUAUAACCACUGCUGAUAACUCGACAUCGAUUUUUCUUCUAGGAAAAACAAAUAUCGCUCUUUUUAACUGCGCAAAGACUGGACACCGGUCCCUUUUCUUUUUGACAACACACCGGGGCCAACAUGGUGGUCGGAUUCCGCUGUUGUCCGGUAAUCCUGUGGCUGGCCCUGGCCGCCGUGCUGGGCUCGGUACUCGGACUUGGUGAGGACAUCGACCGGCCUCUGUUCGGGCCUCCAGGCUCUCCUAUCCGGCUGCAGGAGUCGGACCCAGGCCUGAAGAAGGCUCUGGAGUUCGCCGAGGAGCGCUACAACCGGGGCUCCAACGCCAUGCACCUCCGCAAAGUCAGCCGGCUCAUCUCUGCCACCAAACAGCUGGUUAAGGGUAUCCGCUACACCAUAACAGUGGAACUGAGUAACACUCAAUGUAAGAAAUCCACCAUGCUCAGGACAUGUGACUUCUAUCCCGUGUCACAGAAACUCAAGACGGAGGUGUGUGUGUUCGAAGUGUGGGACGUUCCCUGGCAGGGCACCUCGACUCUGCUCAAACAGAAGUGCCAGCUUAAAGUUGAACCUCAACUAGAAGAGACCAACAAGGUCGUGGAUGCAUCCACCAGCCAGCCUCUGGAGGAGUCCGUGGAGCUCUUGGGCCAGUUCAAAGAAUUCAUGGUUAAAUACAACAAGGUCUACAGCAGCCAGGAGGAGACAGACCGCCGUUUGCGCAUCUUCCACGAGAACCUGAAGACUGCUGAGAAGGUCCAGUCUUUGGAUCAAGGGUCAGCUGAGUAUGGUGUCACCAAGUUCAGCGACCUAACAGAGGAAGAGUUUCGCUCUACGUAUCUGAACCCGCUACUGAGUCAAUGGACUCUUCAUCGACCAAUGAAACCGGCCUCUCCUGCCCGAGACCCUGCCCCUGCCAGCUGGGAUUGGCGGGAUCAUGGAGCUGUCAGUCCUGUUAAGAACCAGGGUAUGUGUGGAUCCUGCUGGGCAUUUUCUGUUACAGGCAACAUUGAAGGCCAGUGGUUCCUGAAAAAUGGGACGCUGCUGUCCCUCUCUGAACAAGAGCUGGUGGACUGUGACGGGCUGGACCAGGCGUGCAGUGGAGGGCUGCCGUCAAAUGCUUAUGAAGCUAUCGAGAAGCUGGGUGGUCUGGAGACAGAGACUGACUACUCCUACAGCGGGCACAAGCAGAGCUGCGACUUCACCGCCAUGAAGGUGGCCGCCUACAUCAACAGCUCUGUGGAGCUGUCCAAAGAUGAGAAGGAAAUUGCAGCUUGGCUGGCUGAGAAUGGACCAAUCUCUGUUGCUCUGAAUGCCUUUGCCAUGCAGUUCUACAGGAAGGGUGUGUCUCACCCUUUGAAGAUCUUCUGCAACCCCUGGAUGAUCGACCACGCUGUGCUGCUGGUGGGAUACGGAGACCGUAAAGGUGUCCCAUUCUGGGCCAUCAAAAACAGCUGGGGGGAGGAUUAUGGAGACCAGGGCUACUACUACCUGUACAGGGGGUCCAAUGCGUGUGGGAUCAACAGGAUGUGCUCAUCUGCUGUAGUUAACUAAACCACUAACACCACAUAUUCACACAUACACACACACACACACACACACACACCAUCAAACUACAUGUACCACAGCUGCCAGCUGACCCCACCUUUACACUACGCACACGUACAUUUGAUCCAGAGUGCAUGAUGAUCACAAUCAGACACACAUAAAAGUCCUACUGAUGUUACUUUUCCGUUAAACCAGAAUGGUGUUCCACCUUCAUACCUCACACCUUGUGUCAAUUUACUAAAAACAUACCAGCUCUAAUAAUGCUAGCUUUGCUGAGAAAUUUUAUAGUAAUUUUAAAGUAGAUUUUAUGUGUGCAUUUCAUUCCGUUAGCAAUAAAGAUUGCUGUGUUUUAGGCAGUAUCGAUUUUAACUAAUCUCUCCUCAUAACUGAGCCUAUGUCCGAUAAAGAGCGUGCACUAAUUCUAGUUAGACUUCUGUCUUGUCAGUUUUCUUGGAUGUUUUGUUUCCAGUGUUCGUGCUAAUGCAAUGUAGUACUUCUGAAAGAUGGGUGUUUUACCGUAUACAUUGGUCUGCACAUUACUACAUAGCUACAAUGCAAUUGUAAAAACUGCUGUAAGAUGGUGAGAAAUGAAUGAUGGUUGAAUAAAAAAGUGUGGAAUCCUA
Molecule: messenger RNA, 2214 nt
Organism: Siniperca chuatsi (mandarin fish)
Lineage: Eukaryota; Metazoa; Chordata; Actinopteri; Centrarchiformes; Sinipercidae
Gene: ctsf
Product: cathepsin F
Exons: 14
Coding region: 170-1597 (475 amino acids)
Cellular component (GO): lysosome
Molecular function (GO): cysteine-type endopeptidase activity; cysteine-type endopeptidase inhibitor activity
Source: RefSeq, a predicted model, not a curated record